AUGGGGUUACUUCGUUCAGACGCAACUUUCUUUGCGAAUGGGAAGCUUCAUUUCGAUACUAUUACUUUUGUUCCUAAUUCCGGUGAUCGCCGAUCGUUUGUGGAUGGGAAGCUUCAUUGGGGUACUUAUAUUUCUGGUCCUGAUGAGCACUUGGGCGAGAAUGUUAUUUCUUUUGAUUUAGCUUAUGAGAAAUGGGAAAAGAUGGAGAAGCCCUCCUAUGGAGAAGGAGAGACCGAAUUGUGCGUGGGAAAGUUGGGAAGUGAUCUCUGUGUCUUUACUAAUUCUAAGACAACUGAUCAUUUAGGUGCUUGGGUUAUGAAGGAGUAUGGAGUUAAAGAAUCUUGGAUAAAGAUGUUUACCAUCACGUAUCCAGAUAAUCUAGACGAGGAGCCAACCUUUUUCGUGUCAAAUAAAGGUGAAAUAUCGACGGUGUUUGGAGCAACUUCCAUGAUAUACAAUUCAAAAGAUGAAUCAUUAAGAUAUUCAGAUGUUACUAACUAUCAUGACGAGUAA
Messenger RNA from Solanum dulcamara, 513 nucleotides. RefSeq names its product F-box protein CPR1-like. The coding region runs from base 1 to 513 and encodes 170 amino acids. The transcript has 2 exons. NCBI's taxonomy places the organism in Eukaryota, Viridiplantae, Streptophyta, Magnoliopsida, Solanales, Solanaceae. The record is from RefSeq and is a predicted model, not a curated record.